UGAAUGCAUUGAAUUUUCAAACUGUGGCAGCUGCGGAAGUCAAAACGUAUCGCACAGGAGAGCAACAUGCCUGGUAUGAUGCUCUGAGGGUUUUGCCCCCUGCUCACAACACAGUAACAUAACCUGGAAAAAAACAAAUGGCUGCGUCCACGAGACAAGAUAACUUUGACUCAUCUUCAGAUGAAGACAUUGAGGAGCAGGAGACUCCAUUCCUCAUCUCCUGGUUGCAUUUAUCCAUAAUCGAGUGCUCGCAGUCUCUUGGAAUAUGUGGACUUCCAGGCUGCAAGUACAAAGAGAUCCGCAGGAACAUGACAAGAAACCUUGAUGAGAUGCAGAACCAGGGCGUGCAGGACGUGUUUGUGUUCUGCAGCCGGGGCGAGCUGGUGAAGUACCGCGUCCCCAGCCUGCUGGAGCUGUACCAGCGCCGCGGCUUCCGGGUCCACCACAAGCCCAUCCUGGACGGAGACGCUCCGACGCUGGAAUACUGCUGCGAGAUCCUGGACGACCUGCGGGAGUGUCUGGAGGAGAAGCGCAGGACCGUCAUCCACUGCUACGCAGGUCUGGGACGCUCUGCACUCAUCGCCGCCUGCCUGCUGCUGCAGCUCUCUCUGCUGCUGACGCCCAGCGAGGUCAUAGAGAUCCUCCGGGAUCUGCGAGGAGGAGGAGCCGUACAGACCGUCAAGCAGUACAACUUCAUCCACGAGUUUCGCUCCAACUAUGCAGAAUAUCUAGAAAGCAGAGAAUCGUCUUCGGAGCGAUCCGUGUCCAGAUGAUCGGCGCUUCUCUCUUCAGGACACCAAGAGGGAACUCCUGCCCUCGUGCUCAGCUUUCGUCUCUCCAGGAUCUGCACUUUACAGGAAUACUCUUAAUAUAUUGCUUUUUCUUAUGACUAUAAUAAAGUUUGUGGAUAAUUUUCUUUUUUUCUCCCUGAAGUUGUGGUCUAGUAUAAGCUGCCGGCUGCGAGCCUGUUUCUGCAGUUUUCCUCCUGCGAGCUGCUUCUGCCAGGUUUCUUCCUGUUAAAUGUGAGUUUUUUUCUGCUGUCUCUGAUGCGCUGAAAAAUCCAAUGUAAUGACACUUCAGUCUUUAUUAAGAGUGGGAUAGUUUUAUUUAGAUUCAAAUAAAUCAUUUCUGAAACGAGACACGAUGGGAUUUAAA
This is a messenger RNA of Salarias fasciatus (jewelled blenny), 1155 nucleotides long. It is a transcript of the gene cdkn3, whose product is annotated as cyclin dependent kinase inhibitor 3. Bases 138 to 773 code for a protein of 211 amino acids. The transcript has 9 exons. NCBI's taxonomy places the organism in Eukaryota, Metazoa, Chordata, Actinopteri, Blenniiformes, Blenniidae. Gene Ontology annotation, biological process: dephosphorylation. Gene Ontology annotation, molecular function: protein tyrosine phosphatase activity. The record is from RefSeq and is a predicted model, not a curated record.